AUGGCGGAAGUGCUUUCUGUUCAGGAGAAUCCCGCCAAUGCCUUUCAGAACAUCGCCGGAGAUGCCGAUGUUCCAGAAAGGUUGGCCGUCAUCAUUGGGAACAAGUGGAAGAAUGGCAGGACGUUGAAGGUCAAAAUCCUCAACGGCUCGGACCUGGUCAAGCGAAGAAUCAAGCAAUACGCAAGUCUGUGGACGCAGUAUGCCAACAUCAAGUUCCAAUUCGUCGACUCGGGAAAUGCUGAGAUCCGCAUCAACACUGACCCGAGCCGUGCCAAAGGCUCGUGGUCAUAUUCGGGUACACAGUGUCUUGGCAUUCCCCAAGACAGGCAGACGAUGAAUUUUAGCUGGCUCGACGACCUUACUACCGAAACUGAGUCUGAACGAGUGAUUGUCCACGAGUUCGGGCAUGCCCUUGGAUGUAUCCAUGAGCACCAGUCACCAAAGGCUGGGAUCAAGUGGAAAAUCCCUGAAGUGUAUGAUUACUUUUUUACGACCCAGGGCUGGAAUAAGGCGACAGUCGACCUGAACGUCGUCAACUUUUACUCGGCGAGUAUGACCAAUUCUUCGUCGUAUGACCCGAAAUCUAUCAUGAUCUACCACAUUCCGAAAGGUCUUGCAGAAAAUGGAUUUUCUACGGCAUCGAAUGAAAAGCUUUCUGAGCUGGACAAGAAAUUCAUUGCCAAAGUAUAUCCCGGCAAGGCUGCCGACACUGAGUUCUUCAGCACACUGGAGUUGCGUCCGUCGGACCGACCCCAGAAAGAAGCCUCCAUGCGAAAGCAGUUUCCCAGGACCUACAAGAGCCCGCCAUCCCUGGCCGUCGGUCUCAACUCGCUUGACGUGUCAAAAGACUUCAACAUUCGCGUCAAAGCAUUCGCUGACAACGUCACCAAAUCGUCGGCGGAAUUCCACCUCGAUACCUGGGCGGAUUCGAUACUUCACUCGGCUAGUUGCACUUGGUUCCGAAAGCCUUCCGACGACAAGGAGUUCCAGAUUGGGAAAUUCAACACCCUCGCCGACCACUCCUGGGACACUCCCAAGGCAAAGACGUCGCACCAGGUCAAGUUCAAGCAUCCAUACAAGGCCCCACCAAAGGUCGUUGUCUGGUUGAAUCAGUUGGACCUUGCCAAAGGCACGAACUGGCGAGUCGCCGCAACUGCUACGGACAUCACCGCUAUAGGCUUCAAGCUCAAUCUCGAGUCGUGGUCUGACACUAUCAUGCACUCGGCCGGCGCUGCAUGGAUUGCCUAUCCUGUGGACCGAAAGGGGGUGGUAAGCGGAACUUUCAGCACUCUCGAAACCCGACCAGCGGACAAGCCGAAGUUGGCAAACUCGGGGAGGGAGAAUUUCCUUGCUGGAACCUUCCAAAGGAAUCCAAAAGUUUUGUUUGCUUUCAAUAGCAUCGACAUUGACUGUCGGAAGAAUUUGAGGGUGAAGUUGGGUGCUACUUCGGUGUCACCAGGGGGGAUGAAGUGGCACAUCAACGCCUGGGCUGACACCAUAUUGUACUCUGCCGGGGCCAGUUACAUUGCAUUCAAUAGUUAG
Molecule: messenger RNA, 1542 nt
Organism: Ilyonectria robusta
Lineage: Eukaryota; Fungi; Ascomycota; Sordariomycetes; Hypocreales; Nectriaceae
Exons: 1
Coding region: 1-1542 (513 amino acids)
Biological process (GO): proteolysis; cell-cell adhesion
Cellular component (GO): protein complex involved in cell adhesion; phagocytic vesicle; cell surface
Molecular function (GO): oligosaccharide binding; N-acetylgalactosamine binding; polysaccharide binding
Source: RefSeq, a predicted model, not a curated record